Messenger RNA from Chiloscyllium plagiosum (whitespotted bambooshark), 7266 nucleotides. Its product is annotated as protocadherin-9. Gene Ontology annotation, cellular component: plasma membrane. Lineage: Eukaryota; Metazoa; Chordata; Chondrichthyes; Orectolobiformes; Hemiscylliidae. Gene Ontology annotation, molecular function: calcium ion binding. The record is from RefSeq and is a predicted model, not a curated record. Gene Ontology annotation, biological process: homophilic cell-cell adhesion.
UAGGGGGGAAAAAGACACAAUCUGCGCUGCCUGGUCUUUCCUCUCCGUGCAGAAUUUUUUUUUAAAAAAGCAAAGUAACUUGGAGCAUCGAUGGAUUGUUACAGAGUGAAAAUUUGUUUUCCAGCAACACUAGAGAGAGAGGGAUAAGAGGGGGUUGUUUUUUUUUUGCGUGUGUUUCUUUUUGUAUGGAUUGUGUGUGACCCAAGUGUUGCCCCUUUUCUGUUGCCGGCGCUAUGAUGGAGCUGCGGGAUUUCUACCUGCUGUUCGCCCUGUUCGCCUGCCUGACGGUGGACUCUGCCUUGGCUCAGGAGCUGGUCUAUACCAUCCAGGAGGAGCUGCCGGAGAACAUCCUGAUCGGCAGCAUCCCGCGGGACCUGAACAUCUCGGCCGGUGGAGGAGCGGACCUCAUCUACCGCCUGGUGUCCAAGGCGGGCGAGGUGCCCCUGCUGCGGGUCUCCAGCGGCACCGGGGACAUCUACACGGGCUCGCAGCGGGUGGACCGGGAGAAGCUGUGCCCGGGAGGAGGAGGAGGAGGAGGAGGCGGCGAGGGUGAGCCGGGCGAGUGCUCCUUCGAGAUCGAGGUGGUGAUCCUGCCCAACGACCACUUCAGGCUGGUCAAGGUGAAGCUGGUGGUGCGCGACGUGAACGACAACGCGCCCAUGUUCCCCUCGCCGGUGAUCAACAUCUCCAUCCCGGAGAACACGCUGCCCAACAGCCGCUUCCCGGUGCCGUCCGCCAGCGACCCGGACGCCGGCGCCAACGGGGUGCAGCGCUACCAGCUGCUCGACGGGCAGAGCGUCCUCGGCCUGGACGUGGUGGAGAGCCCCGAGGGCGAGAAGUGGCCGCAGCUGGUGGUGCAGCGGGGCUUGGACCGGGAGCAGAAGGACACCUACGUGAUGAAGAUCAAAGUGGAGGACGGCGGGGUGCCCGCCAAGUCCAGCACCGCCAUCCUGCAGGUGACCGUCAGCGAUGUCAAUGACAACCGCCCGGUGUUCCGGGAGAGCCAGCUGGAGGUGCAGUUGCCCGAGGACUCGCCGCCGGGCACCUCGGUCAUCCAGCUGCACGCCACCGACGCGGACGUGGGCUCCAACGCCGAGCUCCGGUACCUGUUCAGCGCGCAAACCCCGGCGGCGGUGCGGCGCUCCUUCGCGCUGGACCCGAGCCUGGGGCUCAUCACCGUGCAGCGCCCGCUCGACCGGGAGGACGUCUCGCUGCACAAGAUGACCGUGCUGGCCACCGACGGCAGCUCCAGCCCCGCCCGCGCCACCGUCACCGUCAAUGUCACCGAUGUGAACGACAACCCGCCCGCCAUCGACAUCCGCUACAUCAUCAGCCCGGUGAACGGCACCGUGCACCUCUCUGAGAAGGACCCGGUCAACACCAAGAUCGCCCUCAUCACCGUCUCCGACAGGGACACCGACGUCAACGGCAAGGUGGUCUGCUACAUCGAGAAGGAGGUCCCCUUCCACCUCAAGGCAGUCUACGACAACCAGUACCUGCUGGAGACCUCCUCCUUCCUGGACUACGAGGGCACCAACCAGUACGCCUUCAGGAUCGUGGCGUCGGACGCGGGCAAGCCCAGCCUGAACCAGAGCGCCCUGGUCCGGGUGAGGCUGGAGGACGAGAACGACAACCCGCCGGUCUUCAGCCAGCCCGUCAUCGAGCUGGCGGUGCCCGAGAACAACCACCGCGGCCUCUACCUGACCACCAUCAGCGCCACAGACGACGACAGCGGCAAGAACGCCGAGAUCGUCUACCAGCUGGGGCCCAACGCCUCCUUCUUCGACCUGGACCGCAAGACGGGCGUCCUGACCGCCUCACGGGUCUUCGACCGGGAGGAGCAGGAGCGUUACAUUUUCACGGUGACCGCCAGGGACAGCGGCAACCCCCCGCUGCAGAGCCAAGCUGCCGUGAUCGUCACGGUGCUGGACGAGAACGACAAUAACCCCAAGUUCACCCAUAACCACUUCCAGUUCUUUGUGUCUGAGAACUUACCAAAGUACAGCACUGUGGGAGUGAUUACUGUCACCGACCUGGAUGCAGGGGCCAACGCAGAGGUGAUGGCUUCUGUCGUCGGAGACAAUGCGAAUUUCAUUCUAGACCCACUGAGUGGUGUGAUAAGGUCUAACGUCUCUUUUGACAGAGAACAGCAAAGCUCCUACACUUUUGAAGUUAAAGCUGUAGACAGGGGGAGACCAGUCCGCACUUCCAUUGCUAAAGUUACAAUCAAUGUCAUCGAUGUCAAUGAUAACAGUCCCGUUGUAAUCUAUCCACCUUCCAACUCUUCAUUCAAACUAGUACCCCUGUCUGCUAUACCUGGUUCCGUGGUGGCAGAAGUGUUUGCUGUGGAUGUUGAUACAGGUAUGAAUGCUGAGCUGAAAUACAGCAUUGUUAGCGGAAAUAACAAAGGUUUGUUUCGAAUUGACCCUGUGACUGGUAAUAUCACCUUGGAGGAGAAACCAACUGCUGUCGACCAGGGCUUGCACCGCCUGGUUGUGAACAUCAGCGAUCUAGGUUAUCCGAAACCCUUGCACACCCUUGUGCUUGUCUACUUGUAUGUAAAUGACACUGUAAACAAUGCUAGUUACGUCUAUGAGUUAAUACGGAGGACAAUGGAGACUCCACUGGAUAAGAACAUUGGAGAUGGCACCCAGCCGUGGCAAAAUGAGGAUUACCUUACCAUAAUGAUCGCCAUAGUGGCGGGAGCCAUGGUGGUGAUUGUGGUCAUCUUUGUUACAAUAUUGGUGCGGUGCAGGCAGUCCUCAAGGUUCAAGGCUACACAAAGGAACAAACAGGGUGCUGAAUGGAUGUCUCCUAAUCAGGAGUGUAAGCAGAACAAAAAGAAGAAAAGGAAGAAAAGAAAAUCUCCGAAGAGUUCUCUUCUAAACUUUGUUACCAUCGAGGAAUCCAAACCUGAUGAUCCUGCCCAUGAGCCCAUCAAUGGAACCAUUACCCUUCCAGCUGAGCUGGAAGAGCAGACGAUAGGACGAUUUGACUGGGGCAGCACACCACCAACUACAUUUAAGCCCAACAGCCCAGACCUAGCAAGGCAUUACAAAUCUGGCUCUCCGCAGCCCUCUUUUCAUCUGAAGCCAGACACCCCUAUUUCUGCGAAAAAGCAUCACGUGAUUCAGGAGCUCCCUUUGGACAACACCUUCGUUGGGGGUUGUGACACCCUGUCGAAGCGCUCUUCCACUAGUUCAGACCACUUCAGUGCCUCAGAGUGUAGCUCCCAAGGAGGCUUCAAGACAAAGGGCCCAUUGCACACCAGACAGUACUUUGUGCAAAAUCAGGAUAUCCCCGAAAUACAGCCACUACUGCAAUAUAAGAAGAACAGCAGCAAUCGAUGCACAUCUCACCGCCGCGUUACAUUUCAUCUGCCCGACGGCUCCCAGGAAAGCUGCAGUGAUAGUGGUUUAGGAGACCAUGAACCAGUAAGUGGUGGCACGCUGAUCUCACACCCUCUCCCUCUGGUUCAGCCGCAGGACGAGUUCUACGAGCAGGCUUCCCCAGACAAGAGGACCGAGGCCGACGGCAACUCUGACCCAAAUUCUAUGUACACGUCUUCAUCAUCUAAUAACAUGUCCAGAAUCUCUACAGGUGAUGUUCCACUUGGCCCAAGAGGUCUAGCUGAAGCAACAGAGAUGUGCACCCAAGAAUGCUUGGUACUUGGCCACUCAGACAACUGUUGGAUGCCUCCAGGGCUUGGUUCCUAUCAACAGCUGAAGUCCCCUCUCGCUACCUUUGGAUCUCAGAAAGAAUGGAUUAAGAAAGAUAAGAUAGUGAAUGGACAUGCACUCUCAAGGGCCUGGAAGGAGGAUGGGAACAGAAAUCAUUUUAAUGACAGGAAACUAAUUAGUGGAAAUGAGGGACAUUAUACCAGUGGGAGUCAAAUGACGGACAUUCCUUUGGCUAGUCUGAAAUCAUACAAACAUACACCAGCAUCCAUGGAGAAGCCUAAAGAACAUCAGCUAUGAAGAGUGCUUUUCCUUUACCCAACAUUAACUCAUGCAAGCCUCAUUAUAGGCUAUAGUGGUAGAAUAUGCGAAUCCUGUGUGUCAGAAUUCUGUGUUACGGGUAGGCCUUUAGAUCAGUGUUGCAGCAAGUACUUGGAGUUAUUUGUGUUUUAGAACUACGAGGUUUGAUCAUUUCUGUAGUCCACUCGCUGUCAGUUCACAUGCAAAAAACCUUAAAUACUGUGAUUGAUUAAGGGGCUACCACAAGUUUAUUGCUCCACCUGAACUGCAUGUCAAGAUGAUAACAUAACGGUGGAAUUGUCUCACGAUUGUGUCCUCAGAGCCGCUGAGAAAUGAGAGAUGCCAACUGAAGUAGAAAGUGUAGGGGAACAAAAUGCUUCUUUUACUUGAUAUCGAUUGCUGCUGAUCUACUUAAAAAAGAAAUCUAAACAGGAGUGAUGCUGACAAUGGCUACAAAAUGGACAAAACAAACGUCUCUCUUGUGCAGUUACAUAUUCCGAGUGGACACUUCAACCAUCACUCAAAGUGUUUGUAAAUACAAUAAAUCAGUGAGACCUACUUUUAUGUAAUUAUAUCCUUCACCAACAGUAGCAAAAGGCAGUGUGUUGCACAGUUGCUUCCCUCCCCAGUCCUUCUCCCCUCUUUGUUUGUAUACUUUUGGGUUUACUUGUUGCUUCUUGUCGCUGACCUCCCAGUGAAAGUGGUAUGAGUGUUUGUGAUCUGUCCAGGACCACUUUUUUUUCACAAUCAGAAUAUUUAAUGUGUUGUGCCUUCAUAAUGUACUAAAGCAUAAUACUGGUCGUUGUGAGUGCUGGGCAAAACUCUACUUCUAGUUAUCUGUACAUUUGUUCAAUGCCUGGCAGGUACCAGCAUCAUGUUUAUUUGUUACAUGAGUACGAGGAAGUUUCCAACACAGCUUUUAACAGCAUGUUUAAGCAAACAAGAAUCAAUGCUUCUUUCAAAAAAAAAAGAAAAUUCAACAGUUUGGGCAUGGAAAGCCAAUUUAACAAUCUGGUAGAUAGCAUGUUUUGCAGAAUUGGCUGAUUACUUUUUUCAAACACAUUCCAAUAAUAGUAACAGUGAGGGGAAAAAAUAAAAAUGCAUACAAAAAAAGAAAAAAAACUAAAUAAAACAAGAAACCAAAAAAAAAGAAACAAAGCCAGCAGUCAUUUAAAAGCUGUAAUUUCCUCCUUUUUGAGGGGGUAGGGGGUAUCAUUUCCAGACCAAUCAUAUCUACAUGCAAACUAAUGGAUCCCUGAGUCUGCAUUAUGGAAUCUGAGGUCGGAUUCAGGCUGUAAAGUCCAGGAGCAGUGAGACACUACUUAAUAACACAAUUCAGUAAUUCAAAUUUAUUAGUUAUUUGUAUCCGCUGUUAUGUAUUUUAAUACAUAUAGUGUACUUUUUAUAUGAGAAAUCUGGAAUUGUCAUUGAGUAUAACAUAUACAAAAAGGUCGGUGGUGUGAGCUUAACACAGUGAUAGUAAAUUGGUGCAAACAUUAUUGUGAUGUAGGUUAUAUUAUAGGUACUGAAGCCACAAAAUUCAAAAGAAAAGCUUGGAAGUACAGAAAUGUUCAGUACGCUGUAUAUAUUACAAUUGAAUAACAUUCCCCCCCCUUAAGCAAUGCAAUGUACUAAGCAGUUUCCUGCUAGUUUAAUUUGAUGAUUGCUGAUUUUUCAGAGACAGUUUUUCUGUGUAUCGAUGUCAACACACAUCUUUAAUAUAUCUGUAUUCAGUAAAAGAGUCAUUGAAAAAUAUUUUUAACUUAGGAUACUUGUCAGGUAAAAUACAUUUUUUUCUUAGAAUAUGUGCUAACAAAAAUGUCCACAGCAUAAAUGUAACUUGUAACUUAAAUGUUAGGGCUCAACUCUAAAGGUGUUUCCAAUACUGAACUUUGAAAUAAAGAUAGCAUGUUAAUAUGAAGUUGACAAUGGAUUCAUGUGAAAUACAGUCAGUAAAAGGGUUAGCAACAGCUUUAACUGUUAUAUGUUGAAAACAUUUUGAACCCAGUAAUGUAUUUGGGUGCAAGUGAUUAAAGAAACUUGCAUUUAUAUUGGCCCUUUCAUGACCUCAGGACAUCGCCAAGGUGCUCUACAGCCGAUGAAGCACUUUUUGAAGUACAGUCAUGUCAUGAUGUAGGAAACCCAGCAGUCAAACUGCGCACACCAAAUUUUAAGACAGCAAUGUCAGAACAACCAGAUGACUUUUUUUUUAAGUAAUAUAAGUUUUAGGGAUAAAUAUUGACCAGGACACCAAGGAAGCUGCCCUGAUUUUCUUCAGCAUGGUAAACAACAGAGGUUGCAUACAUCCAUCUGAGAGGCAGACAAGGCUUUGGCCUUUAAAACCUCUCAUCCCAAAGGUGAUACCUCAGAUAGUGCAACACUGGUAUCAUCAUUCUCGAUUAUGGUCAAGUCCUGAAAGGUGCAGUCUAUCUGAAGGAGUAGGCCUGAAUGGCUAAAAUAGAGAAAGAUGUUUAACAAUACAGUUCCUGAUAGCUGGUUUCCCCAGUCCUUUUGAGGUGAGGGUACAGGCUGAGCUGGAAGACAAGCAAACUAAAGGAUUGUGGGACAUGAAGACAGAAGAUCCAUUAAGAGCAACUUGAUGUCUUUCAAGGCCUAGCAAAACAUAAUAAUUAUGCUCCUGCAUUGAUCAGCCAUGGUGUCCAACAAAUGGGGAAUAUUUGUCUUCAAACAAAAUGAAUAAUAAAAAUUAACCAAAAAAACUCUUCUGCAAAGGAAGAAUAAAGAUGUUAUCUUUGGGUGCUGCAUCCCUAAUGUCCUUCUGUAUGCAAAGAAAUCUAGCAGGACAGGGAUACAAUCCCAUAUACAUAGAGACACACAUAUAUAAAUAAGAUAUACAUAUAUAAUUUAAAUAUACAUUUACUUACAUGCUGGGCACUGGAAAAAAUAUAAAAGUCACUAAUUUGUGUUUGUGCAUAGCACGAAAAGAUUAAUUCCAUGUUUUAAGUUUUGAUGAUCAAAAUGCUAUACUUUGUAUAAGCAGCUCAUGUGUUUUUGGUUUUGUCAAAUUGUUAUAAUGUGGGUUGCAGAUGAUCUGCGUAGUCACAGUAAAUUCUGUCGGUCUGCAAGAAGUGUUUUGAUGAAGAUGGCAAAAAUAUAUGGCAGUUAUCCUUGUUACUGCAUUGUUGGUUCAACGUUAUUUACCGUUAUUCUGCUCUGCAAUAAAUGUUUGACAUUCUGUACUGUGUUGUAUUAUUCUAUAAAUUCAUCACUAGGUUUGAAUCGUGCUACCCAGGUACAAUGGUUCACAUUAAACCUUGAUAUUCUUCAA